Molecule: messenger RNA, 2071 nt
Organism: Emiliania huxleyi CCMP1516
Lineage: Eukaryota; Haptophyta; Isochrysidales; Noelaerhabdaceae
Gene: AO
Product: ascorbate oxidase
Exons: 3
Coding region: 1-1884 (627 amino acids)
Molecular function (GO): copper ion binding; oxidoreductase activity
Source: RefSeq, a predicted model, not a curated record
AUGCUCGCUCUCAUCGGACCCACCCUCGUCGUGGCUUACUCAUCGCCGGUAGCCUCCGCCGCUUCGUCAGCAGUUUCGCAGGCUGAGGGCGGCCGAGUCGUGAGGCAGACCCUCGUCAUCGAGGAGUGGAUCGUCGACUACCUGCGGCCGACCGUUCGCGAGGUUCCCGUCGACAUUGACGAGUCCCGGCGGGCCGUCAAGUUUCUCAUCAACGGCUCGUACCCUGGGCCAGCAAUCCACGCCAACGAGGACGACAUGCUCGAGAUCACCGUGGUCAACAAGCUCUUCUCAGAGGCGACCACGAUUCACUGGCACGGCAUCCACCCGCUGCGCCAGCCCUACAUGGACGGCGCUCGCGACGUCACCCAGGCUCCCAUUCUUCCGGGUCAGAACUUUACCUACCGUUUCAGCGCCUACCCUCCGGGCACGCACUACUACCACAGCCACAUGGACGCAGUGCAGGGCGCGCGAGGCAUCCGCGGGCCCCUGAUUAUCCAGCGGAAGGCGGACCCCGUCAAGGAGGAGUUUGCGUACGACGAGGACCUUGUCGUUUUCAUGUCGGACGAGUGGCGCGACCCGUCCGCCUGCCUCAAGCUGGAGGGCGCCAUGCCUGGCAACGACGUGUGCGCCGACAUUCGGCACGGCAGCUUUUCGGGCAAAUUCGGGAACGGCAGCGCCGCCUUCCCCUUCCCGCUCAUCACCGUCAAGGCUGACACGUGCUACCGCGUGCGGUGGGUUAUGGCGGGCAGCAACACUGAGAACUUCCAGAUCACGGUGGCAGGCCACAACAUGACACUGGUGAGCGUCGACGGCGGGUACGACGUGCGGCGCAUCAACCUGCACUUGGGGGAGCGGGUGGACGUGAUCCUCUGCACCGACCAGGAGCCCGGCAACUACCUGAUUCACGCCCAGUACGACUACGCCUGCGCGCUCACCGCGGGCCACUUUAUCCCACCCGGUUUCUCCGCCGUGCCGACGUGCGACUUUCACGCGUACCUUCACUACGACACCGAGCCCGACCUCGUCCCUCGCGACCUCUCGGGCUCGGGCGGGGGCCGCCACCCGCGUGCAGUUGUGGGUUCAGACUUCGACCUCACCCGCCCGGAAGGGUGGGCGGUGACUGAGCCGCGGGUCCCCGAGCCCGAGCCAGCGGAGCCGGACGUGCGGUACACCAUCAACUUGGGCCUGCUCGGCCCCACCUACAGCCGGGCCACCGACCGGCCGCUCGUCAAAGGGCGGUGGUACAUGGACCUCGACGGGCAAGACCCGCCUCGGUCGUGGGAGCUUCCGACCACUCCCUUAUACCACUCCAAGGGGCGGUGCGGUGUGGGCGACAUCCCGUUGAUCAACGUUCCCGAGGAGGUCACCACCGUCGAGGUGGUGGUGCAGAACCUGUCGCCGACGGCGCACACGCUCCACAUGCACGGCAUGCCCUUCAAGGUGAUCAACGUGGCAAACUAUACGAGCUGGUGCGGCCUCGAGCACCCGACGUGCUUCGUGCUGCCGUGGUGGGGCGGCUCGCUCCUCGACAAGUGCCCGCGGCCGCGCCGGAAGCCCGGCGACCCGAAUGACAAGAACAUCGAGCUCGGUGGGUACUGGGGCUGCACCUACGACGCGGCCACCGACGCGCGGACGCAGAACCUAAAGGCGCCGCUGAUCAAGGACAGCUUCCAGCUGUGGCAGCGCUCGUGGGCGGUGAUCCGCUUCGAGGCGACGAGGCCAGGCUUCUGGUACUUUCAUUGCCACGAGACUCAGCAUCUCAUGUUGGGCCUGCAGACCGUCUUCAACGUGCUGCCGAGCAAGCAGCCGCCGGUCCCGGCGGACGUGCCGACCUCGGGGUCGCACUUUUGCCCGACGGUGGACGAGGGGCCAUGGGGAUCGUGAGAGAAUCAUCUCUCUUAGCGUGGCCGAGCCUUUCGAUUUAUCGUACUGGCUUUAUGCUUGAUGGGCCAGCGCCGUUCGAGGUGCUGGGAUGGAUGUCAGAGGCCCCCCCCACACAGUUUCACGACCUUUUUCGUUUUUGUGUGUGUGCGUACCGGCUAGUUCCAUUUCACUCUGACACGCUAAUCUU